This is a messenger RNA of Labeo rohita (rohu), 1229 nucleotides long. Its product is annotated as Kv channel-interacting protein 2. Gene Ontology annotation, cellular component: voltage-gated potassium channel complex. Gene Ontology annotation, biological process: regulation of potassium ion transmembrane transport. The transcript has 8 exons. Bases 7 to 711 code for a protein of 234 amino acids. Gene Ontology annotation, molecular function: calcium ion binding; potassium channel regulator activity. NCBI's taxonomy places the organism in Eukaryota, Metazoa, Chordata, Actinopteri, Cypriniformes, Cyprinidae. The record is from RefSeq and is a predicted model, not a curated record.
AGCAGCAUGUCGCGGCCACAGGAGUGCUUAAAACAGCUCAUGUCCGGCGAUGAAACAAGUGGACUCUACGUUUUGAUGCUGCUCUCCUUUUUUCCACUCUACUACUGGUGCUUUACAGAAGAAAGCACUGAGGAUGACUUUGAAAUAUCCUUUGUUUGCCAUCGGCCUGAUGAUCUGGACAUACUGCAGGAAGAGACUGAAUUUAGCAAGAAAGAGCUGCAGUUCCUCUACAGGGCCUUCAAAAAUGAAUGUCCCAGUGGAGUAGUGACUGAGGAUGUGUUUAAACUCAUUUACUCUCAGUUCUUCCCACAAGGAGAUUCAAGCAUUUAUGCACAUUACCUGUUUGAGGCAUUCGAUACUAACAGGAAUGGCUGUUUAAGUUUUAAGGAGUUUGUUGCUGGUCUGUCACUCAUCCUUAGAGGCUCAAUAUAUGACCGGCUAAACUGGGCAUUUCAUUUCUAUGAUCUUGAUAAGGAUGGAUUCAUCACAAGAGAGGAGAUGAUGAAGAUCAUGAAGUCAAUUUAUGUGUUGAUGGGGAAGUACGUGUAUCCAUCCAUACACAAUGACACUCCCAAAGAACAUGUGGAAAACUUCUUUCAGAAAAUGGACAGAAACCGUGAUGGAGUGAUCACCAUUGAGGAGUUCAUGGAGUCAUGUCAAAAGGAUGCAAAUAUCAUGCGGUCAAUGCGGCUGUUUGACAGCGUUUUUUAGGAGUUUGUGCCCACCUGUGGAUUUCAGCACCACAUUCUUCUCUCUCCAUCAAGAAAUUAUAUAUAUAUGGCUUAAUCUGGUGAACCUAUGAGCCUGAUGGAAUAGUCUUCCAUCACAGAAUUUUACUGUAUUCACACUGUACUUAUAUAUUAGCCAUUUUUACAAUAUUUGUAUGGGGUUUGCUUUUUUUAGUCAGAGAAGACAUGACAUUUAGGAAAGCACACACCUGAUGAGGAAAAUUUAUUUUUAGCUAUUUUUGGAAACAUCAGAAUGCAAAAAAUGUUUUGGUUUUAUCCGUACCAUUUAUUGUAAUUAUUUUUUCUACUGUUUUUGUGUUAACUCAGAUUUGAUCUCAUUCUUUUAUGUCAGAUAAGUGUAAGGAGCAUGAAUGUGGGGAUUAAUUUCAUGUUACAAAUGGUUUAAUUUGAAAAAGGGAGUGUUUUAUGUCAGCUGUCAUUAGAACAGUAGUGUAAAGAUGAACAGAGUGAAUUUUGAUAGAGCUGUUAAUAAACAUGUAC